Messenger RNA from Apiotrichum porosum, 1599 nucleotides. RefSeq names its product 2-dehydropantoate 2-reductase (Ketopantoate reductase) (KPA reductase) (KPR) (gene PAN5). Gene Ontology annotation, cellular component: cytoplasm; mitochondrion. The coding region runs from base 1 to 1599 and encodes 532 amino acids. The record is from RefSeq and is a predicted model, not a curated record. NCBI's taxonomy places the organism in Eukaryota, Fungi, Basidiomycota, Tremellomycetes, Trichosporonales, Trichosporonaceae. Gene Ontology annotation, biological process: pantothenate biosynthetic process. The transcript is spliced from 2 exons. Gene Ontology annotation, molecular function: NADP binding; 2-dehydropantoate 2-reductase activity.
AUGCGGUUCCAUGUCCUCGGCGUUGGCUCGAUAGGGACACUCGUCGCCCACCACCUGCGGCUCGCACAGCCAAAGGCUGACAUCUGCCUCCUCUUCCGAACAGCCGCCAUCUUUAGAAAACAAAAGUACCUCCGCGACCAGCCAGUACUGCCACGACCAGGACCAGAGCUCAAGGUCUCUCGCGCUGGAGGAGAGACGACUGUUUCCUCAGGCUAUGACGUCGGCAUCACAAACCACCUCAAGCUGCCCGGCUUAAUGGCGGCCGUGGCUGCUGGCCAGGUCGCCGGGGUGGACAACGACGGCCCGAUCGACUCGCUGAUCGUGUGCACCAAGGCGCCGUACACUGCAGGUGCCAUUGACAGUCUCAAGCACCGGAUAUCCUCUUCGUCGGUCAUUGCCCUCUUGCAGAACGGCAUGGGCGUCUAUGACGAGCUGUGCGACAAGUUCUGGCCCGACGCAAACGACCGACCGCAGUUCCUGCUCGGUACCACGACACACGGCGUCACGCCGUCUACACCUGGCCAGGUGGUGCACGUGUCCCGCCCGGGACAAGGCGCGGUGAAAUGGGGUAUUGUGCCAGACCCGCGCGGCUUUGACGUCGAGACUUGGCUGUGGGGACGAGAAGUCGGCGGCUUGCCGACCCUCACACCACCCGACUCGCCCACAUCCCCGUUGCCUCUGCCACCACAAGGAAAGGGCCUGGACAACCUGUACGAGACGCUCGAGGCCCUCCUGUCCAUGACCGCCCUCUCCCCCUCGCUCCUCCCGAUGCCCCACCUGUACCACCAGCUCUUGUUAAAGCUCGCCGUCAACGCAGUGGUCAACCCAUUGACAGCGGUCCUGGGCGGCGGAUACCUGCCCAACGGCGCCAUCCACCGUACCGGUCCGGGCCACCGCCUCAUCAACCAGGUGACCGAGGAGACGAGCCAGGUGCUCACGACCUACCUGCACGCCCUUGCCGGCGGCGAUACGCCGGCCCAGCCCGACGUGGUCCGCCAGUUCUCCACCGAGGGCCUGUUGCAAAUCAUCCACGAGGUCAUUGGCAGCACCAAGGCCAACACGAGCUCGAUGGCCAUGGACGUAAAGUACGGCCGCGAGACAGAGGUCAAGUACAUCAACGGCUUCCUCGUCUCGCUCGGCGAGCGCCUGCACGUCCCCACGCCGGCCAGCCGCAUGCUCAUUGAAAUGGUCAAAUUCAAGGCCGAGGUCGGCGGCCUGAACGGCGUCGUCUACCCGGGUGUCCGCGAACACAUCCACCAGGCGGAAAAGCAGUCGGUCGAGGAACGCCAGCUGGGUCUCGAGCAACGACGGAUCGGCCUGGCGGAGCGCGACAUGCUCCUCAAGGAAGUGGCCGCGCGCGAGGAGAUGCGCGCCCACCGUCUCCUCAAGCGCAGGGCCAAGGCGGCCAAGGUGGAGGCCGAGCGCCUGGCGGGUCGCCUGGAUCCGGGAGUCUUGGAUCUGAGCGCCGCCGAGGGAUCGGGAUCGAGCGAGUCAUCGGCGUCGGCCUCGGCGUCCGAGUCGUCGGCGUCGGAGCAGGGCGUCAGUGGACAGGCCGGCGCGAGCAGUGGCACGAGCCGUGGCAGCGACGCCGAAAAGUAG